This is a messenger RNA of Akanthomyces muscarius, 579 nucleotides long. RefSeq lists its product as uncharacterized. NCBI's taxonomy places the organism in Eukaryota, Fungi, Ascomycota, Sordariomycetes, Hypocreales, Cordycipitaceae. The record is from RefSeq and is a predicted model, not a curated record. The coding region runs from base 1 to 579 and encodes 192 amino acids. The transcript is spliced from 3 exons.
AUGUCGCAACUCAAAAACGAAAUCUCCUCUUCCGACUUUGAGGUCGAGGGAGAUGAUCGACAAGUCGCGCCCAAGGUCGGCAUGCUUCGAGCAGUCGACACCAUCCGCGUUGGCCUCACGGUGGUGGCACUGGCCGCGGGCGCUGCGGUCCUUGGUCUCGGUGCCGAUACCCUCGCCGUGUACAAGGCUACAUCGCUCCCCGGAGACUACCUGCUGCACCUGUGGCCAGAAGAUCUGGCGCUCGCUAUGAGCAAGGUUUCUUUCGUCGGCUCGCGCUAUCUCGCCCGGUCUUCCGUCUCUCUCGCUGCGCCCGUGGUUGGCCUCGUUGGUGCUCUGGUAGCCAUGUCUCUCUUUUACGCCGUCAAUGCAUCGACGAAAGUUGAUUCAAUCCAGAGCUGGAGCUGCCGCUGGGACGGUGUGUCCAUGGACAUGCACCCGCAUUUUGGCGCCCUGUGCAAGGAGAGCAAGGCUGCUCUUACACUGGCGACACUGCUAGUGCCGGUUGAGGCGCUGAUUAUUGGCGUCGCUGGCUACGAGGCUAUCCUGCUCCGCCGCAUCAACCAAGGCCUCCAUCAUUGA